UGCCACCCCCUGAGGCCUCCCCGCCACUCUCCCGCUAUGGCCCGGGGGGCCGGUGAGGCGGCCGCGGAGGGGGAGCUGGGAGAUGACAGCCUGUCUGUGAUAACCUGUGAAUCAGAUACAGAAAUGAAGUUAAAGAAGAAAAUUUUUCACAAGCCUCCGAAGUCACCAAAGUCUCCAUACAGCUCUAGCACACAACUGUAUCCUAAAAAAGCUGCAGUUUGGCGAUCUCUGCAGGGAACAGGCAGUGCACGUCUUGAGAAUGGAACUGUAAAAAACCCAAGGCAGAUGUGGCUGGGAUCACUGAAACAAGGAAUGAGCCAUCCUCUGAAAUCAGAUGUUGACAUGGGGCAUAUGCAGACUAACAUUUCUAGUAGCACUCCAGAAUAUUUGAAGGAAGCUCUAGGAAUGAAGAAGCCAAAACAUUCUCGUUCUUCUAGUAAUGGCUACAUCCCUGGAACUCCUGACUACAAAGAAAAAGAAGAUAUGUACGAUGAAAUUAUAGAACUAAAAAAGACAAUACAAGCUCAGAAAAGUGAGGGAGAUCGAAUGAAGACUAAGCUCCGUCGACUAGAAGAAGAGAACAAUAGAAAGGAUAAACAGAUUGAACAACUGUUGGAUCCUUCCAGGGGCUCCGAGUUGGCACGAGCUUUGUCAGUAAAGAAGACCAAUAAUGGAUGGGUGGUUAGUGGAUUGAAGCAGAAGAUUUUCAAGCUAGAACAAGAGUGCGAGGAGAAAGACAACACUAUUAACAAAUUCCAGGCAGACAUGAAGACCACUAAUUUGGAAGAAAUGAGGAUAGCUAUGGAAACCUACUAUGAAGAGGUUCAUCGUCUCCAACUCCUCCUGGCAAAAUCUGAGACUAUGAGGAAAAAUACAGAGGGCAGAGAUACACAGAAACGACUAAAGGCACUAAAUGCUGCUGUCCUGAGGUUAUCCAGGAACAUCAAGGAAUUGCAGAAUGAGAAUCGGAGACUGAAAGAAGAUCUAGGUCAUGUGCUAAGCAGUUCUCCUCCUUCCAAUAAAGCAAAAAAUUAUAGUGAAUGGAGCAGACAGAGGCUGGUGAGACGGAUUUCGGAACUAGAAAAAAAAGUAUGUGCCAUGGAGAACAGCAGGGUGUCAUCAGCAGAUAGUGAGUCAUCACAGUUACUUGCUGUGCCAUCUUCGCCUUCUGUAGUCCCAGAUCAUCCAGCCUCUCAACAGGUAGACCAUGUUGAGGAAUGUCUUCGCCUCCAAGGGCUAGUGAAGAAACUGCAGAGGGAUAAGAAGACACUUCAGAAUCUCCUACUCAAUAAAGAAUUAGAUAUCAAGCAAUUACUACAGGCUAAAGCUGAAGUGGAGCUGGAGCUGCAGAAGUGGCAGAAUAAGAUGGAAGAAAAGACUACAGAAGAGCAGGCUUUGAGUGAGGAAAUCCAGAACCUGACACAGAAAGUAGGGAAAUUGGAAUCAAAAUUGGAAGAAGAGAAGAGGCAAAUGGUGGAAGAUACAACGGAAAAGCUUAAUAAGUCUUCACCAGUCUGCAUGGUUAAAGACAAAGAAGAUCACAGGAAGGAACAAGCAGCCAAAAUCAUCCAGAGACAGUGGAAGAUGUACCGAAACAAGAAAGAAGAAAUUGCUUUGAAUGAGGCAGUUGUUAUGCUUCAGGCAGCUUUCAGAGGACAUUUAGCUCGGCAGAAACUGUUACUGGAUAACAGGAUGCAUGAUGCAAAAUCUCACCGCAAGAACUCCUGCGUGCCUUCCAUGUCAAACUCCUUGAGCUUGUCUUCUGAUUGCAAGGAGAAGGAUGAGAUUGUGACAUUCAUCCAGUCCAUCUUCAGGGCUCACUUAGCACGUAUGGUACUGCUUGAGGAGAGGCCUUCUGUGUCCAGGGCACCAAGUGAGAAAGCAGAUUCUGCAGUUUACAUUACAGAGAAGAAACCAGCCUCAGCAGCACUCCAGACACCUCCUUCAAUCUUCAUGUCAUCUCUUCCUGCCAGGUCCUCUGAGAAGCAUUUGCAGCCUGCUCUCUCUCUGUCUGUGGAUGAAGCUCACUCGGAUGAUUCAGAUGAUAUUGUCAUUGUCUCUCCACUGUUGCAGAUGAAGAAAAACUACACCCGCUUUUAAGUUUUGGUAAUAGGCUCUGGUGAUCUUGAAUUAUUCCAUUCAUAAAACUAUUUCUACCAUGAUAAAGCAUAUCAAAGAUGAAAAAGGGGAGAUAUCAGCCCCUUUUUAAUGACAGUUGUCACUGUUUCAACCAUAAAUGAGUAAUUGUUUGUUAUGUUAUCUGCAGACUUUAUGGCUAAAAGCCACUGUCUGACUGUUAACCUUAUCCUCCUGGUACACAGAAUAAGUUCGGAUUUAAAAACUAAAAUGAAACACUAAUAUUUUAUCUCACAAUGAGGAUUAUAAAUUCAGUUGCCAAAUUUAAAUGAAAGCAAUAAAGCCUUAAGCUAUUUCAUGUCAAACAAAGUUUUGUUUCAGGUCAACGAAAAUAAUUUGUUUAAUCAGAAAGUGGUUAAUGACAUGACUGCAAUUUUCAGCUUGUGUACGUGAAGGGGAACAGCUUGUAUUUGUUGCCAAGUCCUUGCUAUUUAAAAAUUUUACCGUGUCAUAUUUUAAUAUCUUUUUUGUUUAUAUUGAACAUUUACAGUCUGUGCAGACCUUGUAAAGGAUUUUAGAAAGCCAUAUCUUUGUCAUAGGGCUAUUCUAGGCCUACUGUAUCAGCAGGGUUUUCUUAUUUAUUGCUUUUUCCAAGUGUGCUUGCUAUGAUAUGUGUAGUACUAUUUUGUAUUUGACAUGUCCGAUCACAUAAUCAUUUUUUUAUAUUUGUCAGAGAAGGUGCAUAAUAGCAGGAGUGUUCUGUGGAGGAUAUCCUUGUGACUGCUUUUCCUGCUUAUCUAUCACAAAUCUGAGUGGAUUAUGCAGGGUAAUCUUUCAUGUGAAAACAUUUGACAUAGGAAAUAAGUUGCUUUAUGUCCUGUUUUAGCUUACGUCACUUGACUGUCUGAAACUUUCACCUAAGUAGAUUGCUUGUCCACCAAGCACUAAGGGGCUUUAAGUCUAAUAAUGUUGCUUUGCUCUUGUUGACCUCUCUUCUCAGUAGGUCCGGUCACAGCCUGGGAGAGGGAUCACAAUACACCUGUCUCCUGUCACCAGGUAAAGCUGCGAGGCUGGCUGCUGGAAAGCAUGGGCACUCCCAGCUCUAUUCUGAGGGAUAUGGAUUGGGAUGAGCAUAAUAUACAGAACCUAACCCAUGCAGUUUGGUUUAAGAACAGAAGCGGUAGGUUAGAUUACAAUAGAAAUUAAGACUACGUUCAGAAAUAACACUACUUGGCAUAAUGGUCUGUGGAGAAUAUGGUCAGAGGGGUCUUCCCAGAUCUUUUACACAGACUGUACCCCUUCUUGACUGGAAGAAGGACCUUAUAGUUCCCACUACCAUGCCAACAUCCUUCACAGGCAUUACAAUGCGUGUGGGUGUUUUUAAGGUGAACUAGAUAAAUUAUAUGAUAUCUACUGGAAGGAGAAUUUAAUUUUACAAACACACAGUGAAGUUUUUCUGAAGACCCUGAUGGUUUCUUUGUCAUCGAGGAGUAAUAAAGACUCCUGUAAACAGAAAGCACACUUUUAAAUGUAAGAUUUUUAUCGUCUUUUCCCUCUUCUUUUUUAAAUUAAAAACCAGUCACCACUGUUUCACAGAAUACUAAUAAGUCAGAGCUGUCUCGGUUCUUUGAUUUCAUUGAAGCACUAUCUGAGGCUUAUCAUAGUUGAUGCCAGUACUUGCAGCCAAAGAGGAAACUGGAUGGCUGUAGCGCAGUGCAGCUGAUUUCAUUUAAUCCCAUCGGUGGAAAUGCUGCCUGUGCUAUUUCCAAAGGCAGUUUUGGGAGCUCUCCAUACCCAAAGCAGUCUGAAGAAUGUCAUUUACACUCCCGUUGGGUAAAUUUUUCCUUCUGGUACUUUGGUCACAUGACUGUCAUCUGCAGAAAGGAUAAAAAAAUAUAUAAAAUGAAAGAAUAAAAGGGAUAGAAUCCUCUUGGCAGAAGCUGAGACCUGUUUCCCUCUUUUACUGAAAGUCAUGUUAUGAAAAAGUCAUUUUCCUAAAUAGAAGCAGAGCUAUACUGAGUUGCUUAUGUAUAAUAUUUCAAGUCUGUAACUGUGACUCUGUCAUGGAUCCCUCCAGAGAGAGUAACUAGAGCUGAGGACUCUGACACAUUAAGGGGAGAAUAUGUAGUGUGUCAGGACCAAGACUGAUAUAAAAUACCUACCUAGCUGUUACGCUAUAGGGAAAUACUUGGACAGCAAAUAUAAUGAAGAUUACAUUCUUUUACUGUGCUGUAGUCACCAAUAUAAAAGUAUUAGGAAGUAGGUACUGAGCAGGAAGAUCUGUAUUUCAGUUGAGUGUAUGACUAGCAGUAAUGCUGUCAAAAGGCAAGUUCUGGGAUAAAGCAGAGAUAGUAUCUUGGUAUGACCCAGAAGCAGAGACAGAAAUCAGGGUGCAAAGCAGCAGAUGUUUUCUGGGUUGGAUGAAAAUGUGUCUAGAGCUUCCUAAAUUUUAGUUGGCUAUCUCCUAGCUAUCAAAAAUCUGAUACUUAACUUGAGCCAGGCUUCAAACUUGUGUCUUAGUUUGGAAGAUAACUAUAUGCUCACUGCACAUCAAGAGUUUGAUGUGGUACAGUAGAAAGAAAAACCUCCAUAGUAUCAGCAGGCUUUAAUGUUGUUUUGUUAUGUACUGUAAUAGAAUGUGUUGAAAGGAGUAGUAAUUGACAUUAGGUUUCAUUCUGUGGUUAUCUGUCUGAAUGCCAGUACCUGUAAAUCUGGGAAGAAGUGUGGGACACUGAAAGAUGAAAAAGUUAAUUUUGGAAUAAACAGUGUUUCUCCUUAAUAGGGAGCUGAGGGCAGUAAAAAUCGGUGUGUUUCAAACCUGUCAAGAUAGGCCCAAUACAAACAUUCAGUUUCUGAAAAGUAUGUCUUCUGUAGAAAGCACUGGUAACCUUGUGGGGGCGUCAAGGUCUUGAAUUAAAAUUAAAUUCUGCUGUAACCUACAUAAUCUAACAGCACACUUUCCAUUCUACUGCUAUGGGAUAAUGUUGCCUACUUAAAACCUUUUGCAGUUUACAGUAGUGUUUAGUUAGAGAUCGUGUGUGAAUAGAGAUCUGACUUUCAUAGGAUGUUAUUUCUCUUGAUCUUGUUUUGCCCUUAAGUGCCUAUGCCUGUAAAUCUUUACUUGAGGCAUCGAGACCUGAAAACUGCAUUGUUGUCUGCAUAGCUAUAAAAAUAAUCCCUGCACAGGCAACUUUUAAUAGAGUCGAAAUGGGAAAGGAUUAAUCUUGGCAUAUGAGAGCACCAUUAAUUUUUAUGAUCUCUUUAAUAUUUAGAACUGUGCAAGUCUCUUACGUAAUUUAUUUUGGGAUCUUUCAAAAGCCAAAAAAAUUGCCAUGUAUUUUCUCCUAUUG
Molecule: messenger RNA, 5426 nt
Organism: Athene cunicularia (burrowing owl)
Lineage: Eukaryota; Metazoa; Chordata; Aves; Strigiformes; Strigidae
Gene: IQCE
Product: IQ motif containing E
Exons: 22
Coding region: 37-2100 (687 amino acids)
Molecular function (GO): protein binding
Source: RefSeq, a predicted model, not a curated record